AUCGAGACCCCGAGUACCGUGAUACAAUACUAGAAUCACUAAUUCCAAUACCAUCGGUCGAAACCUGCCCACCUUUGCAACAGUUUUAUCAAAAUCGACCAAAUCGAAAUCACGAAGGUCGACAUUCUAAUCACGAAGGUCGAUAUUCUAAUCACGAAGGUCGAUAUUCUAAUCACGACGAAGGUCGAUAUUCUAAUCACGAAGGUCGACAUUCUAAUCACGAAGGCUCUGGUCAUCGGGGUUCUGAUUAUCGAGAUAAACGGGAUUCCAAUUAUCGAGAUUCUAAUAAUACCCAUCAUAACCCUUCUCACCAUUCUUUACCUCCGAACCCUUUUGCCGCACCGCAUCCCACUCACAAUGUCUCUGAUGCUCGCUUAAAUCCUAAACGAUCAAAAAUAGAAUUACCUAAUCAGAAGGUCAGUUUUUUAGCGUGUCAGAUAAAUGAGCCAAUAUCAGGAUUAAAUAUGAAAAUAGGACCGAUCUUAGAGCCGGAUUAUAAUCAAUUCUGUAUGAAAGAAAUAGUGGAAAGCCUUCUUGAAGAAAAGGUAGGCCUUACCGGAAUUAAGAGGUAUGAUCCAGUUAAAGAUUUGGAAUUUCGUUUCGCUGACUUAUGCGGUGGGCCAGGAGGGUUCGCAGAAUACUUAUUAUGGAGGAAAAAUUCAUUAGGAGAACGAAUUUUUGGAUGGGGAAUCACAUUGACUGGGGAACAAGAUUAUGAUCUCAAUAGGUUUAAUCCUGAUUCUAUGGUAAAUUUUUGUUUUAAGAGGGUCUAUGGUAAAGAUAAGACAGGUGAUCUAUACAAAGAAGAAAAUAUCAAUCAGUUCGUUAACAUUGUGAUGGAGGAUACAAAGGGAGUUGGUGUAGAUUUGAUUACAGCCGAUGGC
This is a messenger RNA of Acaulospora morrowiae, 884 nucleotides long. The record is from the annotation of a GenBank genome assembly. Lineage: Eukaryota; Fungi; Glomeromycota; Glomeromycetes; Diversisporales; Acaulosporaceae.